Messenger RNA from Cyphellophora europaea CBS 101466, 1296 nucleotides. RefSeq lists its product as uncharacterized. Bases 1 to 1296 code for a protein of 431 amino acids. The transcript has 2 exons. The record is from RefSeq and is a predicted model, not a curated record. NCBI's taxonomy places the organism in Eukaryota, Fungi, Ascomycota, Eurotiomycetes, Chaetothyriales, Cyphellophoraceae.
AUGGAACGAAACUGUCAGAUUGACUCAGCCUCGGCAUCGCCUAUCUUUAUGCUUCAACACCAAGAUUUAAUGGCCGCCUUGCAGAGCUUUUCUGAGAAGAUACAUCCUUGGUACCCUAUCCUUGAGAGUACGUUCUCGAGGGUCGUUGAAGCAUGUCUGAAGAGCUCUUUCGAGCCAAGCACCGAUUCGUUCUUGGUUCUCAUGGUGCUUGGUAGCGGGGCCGUUGCUCAAGCUCACACCCACAGUACGGCACUCCAUGACAGACCAGACCUAAUGUAUCUCACAACGGCCCUCCGAAUGAUGCACCUCAUAGUGCUUGAACAGAGUCUGCGCAGUUUACAAUGCCUGGCUGCAGCAAGCAUUCACUACUAUCUCCUUCUCAAGCCGCUCCAAGCCCACGACCUGGCAGUUUUGGCCAUCAAGAAAGCCCAGGAUCUAUACUUCACAGGCGCCUUCAAGAACGACAGGAGAAAUCUGGAGCACUUGGUACGCGUAUACCGAUCGGUGCUGCUAAUUGAAGGUGAAUUAGUUGUGCCCCUCAAGCUCGCAGAGAGUAAUGCCUCGGAGUACGAGGAGGAUAUCCCCCUUCCAUCCGGUAUCGACAUUUGGUCGUUUGAAAUUGAACCGGCCACUCCUGACAUGUCUUCCACUGGAAGUAUUGGCAGCCCUCCUUCGGACCAAUUAGCAACUUACCUGCUCGCCCAGAUAGCCAUGAGAAGGAUGUUGCGACGUAACACUACAGCGAUCACCCUUUCAGCAAGAGGCACAUUUGAAUAUGCGCCGAUGAUUGCACGAGAGCUCGAGGAACAGGUUCAUCACUGGUAUUCUCUGUUGCCAGAAUCGUUUCGCUUCUUACCAACGAGCAACCCACCAGAUGAAGAGCGCUCUCCUCAAACAACCUUUCUCUGCACUCAAUAUUGGGCUUAUCUGGUUUCAAUAGCAUGGUCCUCCGUGGUCAAAAUCAUAGACUCUCAAGACAUGGCCGUGGAACUGCAGGACCAAUGCCGCGCCUACUUUCAAUACUACCAUGAAUUUAUCAAGAGCGCCACCUCAGCUUUAACGACCUGUCUACCGAACAAAUGGACCCUCUAUGCGAGUAUUUUCGCCAUCUCGAUUGGUGCUAACAUGGCGGCUUCUAAUCCAUUGCUCGCGUCAUUAGCCACACCAGAAACCUGGACUACGUUGAGACAUGCGUGUGAUGCAUUCGGCGACGAAAGUGAAUACAGUCCGUCUCUUCAAGCGAUGCGUCAGGAUCUUGAAAAGACACUUUCGUCUCUACCAAACGAACACCAAUGA